Molecule: messenger RNA, 675 nt
Organism: Aspergillus calidoustus
Lineage: Eukaryota; Fungi; Ascomycota; Eurotiomycetes; Eurotiales; Aspergillaceae
Source: the annotation of a GenBank genome assembly
AUGGGCCAGGUGGGCAACCACAUCGUGAGCGCCUUCUCAACCAUGGCGUUUGUGCUGUCAGGACCUAUCGGUGAGACUCAGACUGUGGGCUACUACAUCGACGAACUCGACUUUGAUUUUCGAGCCUGUCUUCACCCGCAGCUGGUGCGUGAGAGACGAAACCGCCAAGAAGACGGUCAAGUUUGUCGAAGAGGCGCGUCUGUCCACGGGCCAGUUUUUGGUCCGGUCGACAACUAUCAGUGUCAGGAUAAGCAUGCUCGAGCGCCAAAGAUCCUCGCUACUUGUGCCCGGUAUCUCGCCCAUGCUGAGAAGUUGAUGAAACCUACUGAUAAUCUGGCCGCCCCUCGCAUUCUGAAUCCGGCUCCAUCGACUACUUCCGCCACGCAAGUUGCGUAUCGCGUAGUCAUCAAACAGCAAGAGGGAAGCCAAGCUAUUAUCAAGACCCUAUGGACCGAAUGGAAUGACACUGCUGGCUUCAGCGGUCAGCCGCAGCUGCUAAUUAGCAAUGGGACUGCACCUGCGGAUGCCAGAUGCCACAUCUACCGACUGAAUCUGAACAAGGGCGAUGACAAUGUCCGGCUCUCGGACGAGAUCGCUGGAGACCUCGUCGAGACAAUUCACUGCUUGGUUUUGAGGAUCUGGUCGGACAAGAACAUGCUGUCGGCCAAACUGUAG